GCAGUAAUUUGAAGAGGUGUGGCUGACCUUUUGUAAUGUGAUGUUUUUUCUUUCUUUCCCCCUCCUCCCCCAGGAUACCUUUGUUCCCUUUAAAGAAAUUGUGCUGAUGUAUUUAGAAAAAGCCAGGAACAUCGUGAAUGGACAGUUUGCUGGGAUUGAACCUUGGCAACUGAUUGGCUCAACAUUUGCUUCUACUCUGGUGGUGGUGUGGCUGCAUGGUAUCCUCUUCCAAUCAGAGAGUUUAACAUCACGAAGCAAAAAAUGGUUCUUCAAAGCUCUAAGAAAAAUGCCUUUUGUUGGUACAAUAAUACAAAAGCAGUUUAACAAGGCCUUGGAUGACGUAGCCUCUGGUUUGCCAUUCCUGAAGGAAGGAAAAGGUUAUAUCAAAGCAUUGCCAGCACAAGGCCUGAGCCAACCGGCCGUACUCGAGAAGAUGAAAGAGUACAGCUCUAUGGCUGACGUACAUUGGGAGGAUGGGAAAGUUUCUGGGACAGUAUACAGUGGGGAAGAGAAGCUCACUCACUUGCUAGUGAAGGUUUAUGAGGAGUUUGCAUGGAGUAAUCCUCUUCAUCCAGAUAUAUUCCCAGGCUUGAGGAAGAUGGAAGCAGAGGUGGUGAGGAUUGCCUGCACGCUCUUUAAUGGGGGACCUGAUUCCUGUGGUGCAAUGACCUCUGGUGGGACUGAGAGCAUUCUGAUGGCCUGUAAAGCCUACAGGGAUCUGGCCUAUGAGAGAGGAAUCAAGCAUCCAGAAAUGUAUGUAGCUACCUCCAUGGCUUGUGCUUUUUUUUUUCUUCCAAAAAAAUGUGUGAUUUUUAUUGCUCCCAAAAAAUGAUAAUCCCUCUGCUCU
This is a messenger RNA of Pelodiscus sinensis (Chinese soft-shelled turtle), 847 nucleotides long. The record is from RefSeq and is a predicted model, not a curated record. NCBI's taxonomy places the organism in Eukaryota, Metazoa, Chordata, Testudines, Trionychidae.